This is a messenger RNA of Dimorphilus gyrociliatus, 934 nucleotides long. The record is from the annotation of a GenBank genome assembly. NCBI's taxonomy places the organism in Eukaryota, Metazoa, Annelida, Polychaeta, Dinophilidae.
AAGGAAAGCGUCUAUAUCUAUAUAUUAACAUAUAUUUAUAGAUAUAUUUAAGGAUAAAUACAAUUCAUGCUAGAGUAUACAGUUAGCCAUCUUACUUUGUUUGUCAGUGCGAAGGAAAUUAUUCGAGCUAUGUAAUUUUUCCAAGUCUUUUCCUACGUAUUUCUUUUACAGAGAUUAAUAACGCAAAGUUUGGUUUGUAAAGAAUUAAGUUGACAGUUUUACGUCUGAUGUAGGCGGAGCUUAGGGGCGUCUCUCUCCUUGGAAAAGUUGACAGUUUUAGUUCGUCUGCCGCGGUUAACAGAUAAAAGAACCAUGAAAAGUCUAGCAGUAAUUUGCAGUUUGUCAGUCCUAUUUGUUGUUGUUUUGAGUGAAGAUACAGAAAAGAGGAUGAUCGAUUCGAUUGGAUCUUCGCUACUCAAAAAGAGAAUGAUUGACCCAAUCGGUUCGACUUUGUUGAAGAAACGAAUGAUAGACACAAUCGGUUCAUCGUUGCUUAAGAAGAGAAUGAUCGAUACCAUUGGUUCGAGUCUCUUAAAAAAACGGAUGAUCGACACCAUAGGAUCGUCUCUUUUAAAGAAAAGAUAUUUGGAUUCCAUUGGUUCUGGAUUGCUUAAAAGACAGCUAGAUAGAAUAUCUGAUUCCAUCUUUAAGAAAGAUGAACAUGAAAGACAAUUGGAUUUCGUUCCUGACGGUCACAUUCAGUUUGAAGGUUAAACUAUUCUCCUUAAUUGAAUUUUAAAGGAAUUGAAACUAAACAAAAAAAACAAAAUUAAUUUUAUUGGUGUCAAAGUUAAAAAAAUGAAUAAAUUAUUUUAGUGUUCAAUAGAUGAAUAUUCAUAACGCUGGUUCACUGGAGAACAAAAGUAAUAUUUAAUAAAAAAUAUAUAUAUAUAUAUAUGCAUAUUAAUGAAUAUAAAUGAAUAUAUUAUAUUCA